AUGGCAACACCAGUUGCGCUUGUAACGGCCUCUAGCGCUGGCCUUGGUGCUGCAAUAGUGGAGGCGCUGGCAAGCCACUAUCGCGUGGUCGUCAACUACAACUCGCGCCUGGAAAAGGCUCAACAAGUCAUCGCAAAAGCGUCGUCCAUCCCACCGACGUACCAGCUCGGCGUCUCCGAGGUGCGCUUCCAUGCCAUCAAAGCCGAUGUCCAGCAACGCGCGGAAAUCAAGCGUCUCGUGCUCGAGACCGUCGAGACGAUGGGCCGACUCGACGUCGUCGUCAGCAACGUUGGGUGGACCCGAGUGACGAACUUUUUCGACCUCGAACAGCAGGUGAACGAAUCGGACUGGGACCGAUGUUUCGACAUCAACGUCAAAAGCCACUUGUGGCUCCUCUACGCUGCAAAGCCGUACCUCGAGAAAGCCGACGGCGGCGGCGCUUUUGUGACCAUCGCCAGCCUUGCGGGUGUCAGACCCAGCGGAAGCUCCCUGCCGUACGCUGUGACGAAGGCAGCGGAAAUCCACCUGACCAAGGGACUAGCCAUCAUCUGUGGGAAAAGCGUGCGGUGCAACAGUAUUAGCCCCGGUUUGAUGUUGACCGAAUGGGGGAGCCAGUUCCCAGAGGCCAAGGUCAAGGCGACGACAGAGAAAGCUGCUCUGAAAUCGACGGCCACGCCACAAGACGUCGCCGAUGUGGUCAGAGUUGUAGUGUUCAAUACGUCCAUUACCGGCCAGAAUAUUGUGGUCGAUUGUGGCAUUGCCAUAUGA
This is a messenger RNA of Exophiala aquamarina CBS 119918, 768 nucleotides long. RefSeq lists its product as uncharacterized. The record is from RefSeq and is a predicted model, not a curated record. Lineage: Eukaryota; Fungi; Ascomycota; Eurotiomycetes; Chaetothyriales; Herpotrichiellaceae. The transcript is spliced from 2 exons. Bases 1 to 768 code for a protein of 255 amino acids.